Molecule: messenger RNA, 558 nt
Organism: Colletotrichum chrysophilum
Lineage: Eukaryota; Fungi; Ascomycota; Sordariomycetes; Glomerellales; Glomerellaceae
Exons: 2
Coding region: 1-558 (185 amino acids)
Source: RefSeq, a predicted model, not a curated record
AUGCGCACUUCGAUCACCGCUGCCACGGCCCUCCUGGCCUCCAUGGUCUCCGCUCACGGAAACAUCAUCUCCCCUCCUGCCCGUGCUCCCGGUCCCGCGAUGGCAAAGGCUUGUGGACAGGAGAAUGUGCAGACUGUUUUGGCGGACCCUACUAUUCCCCUGGAGGACCUCACCAACCCUCCGGCGACAUGCCAGCUGGAUCUCUGCCGUGGCGCCACCUUCGAGGACAACAAGGCCCAGGUGCAGACCUUCAAGGCCGGCCAGGUCGUCAACAUGCGCGCGGCUCUGCCGAUUCCCCAUGAGGGUCCGAUGAACGUGUCUAUUGUCGACACGAAGACCAACAAAGUCAUUGGCCAGCCGCUUAUCGUCUUCGACUCCUACGCCGACGAGAAGCUUGCUCAACUGCCCGCGAACAACACCAACUUCGACAUCACCAUGCCCAGCAACCUGCCCGCUGGAACAUGCGCUCAGGCCGGUCAGUGUGUCGUUCAGUGGUUCUGGUUCGGAACUAGCGCGAAGCAGACUUAUGAGAGCUGCGUGGACUUCGUGAUGGCUUGA